Xyrichtys novacula (pearly razorfish) is the source of this 39946-nucleotide messenger RNA. The record is from the annotation of a GenBank genome assembly. NCBI's taxonomy places the organism in Eukaryota, Metazoa, Chordata, Actinopteri, Labriformes, Labridae.
AUGGGAGGAGAGAAGGACGCCAAAGGCGACGAGAAGGCGAAACGCAAAGCUAUGAAGCUGAAAAAGCUGAGUGACAAAGAGAGCGCAGGUGCUGUGGGAGAUAAUGUUACCAUCAAAAACAGGUCUGUAAUGCAUACGUGCUCUUGCGUGAAAGCAAAAUUUGUGAAUAAGUUCAUUAUUUUAAGCUAGAGUUUAGUGGCUUUUAAGUAACCGUUUCAAAGAGUGUCACCAGGAAUUAUGGGUCUGAUAAGAAGGUAUCAUAUUGAGCCCUGACACCACAGCUGAAGUCAGACCUGAGCAACAGCUUUAGCCACACUUUUUUGCCCAUUACACCCUGAAAAUGGCGUUUAAGUUAUCACGAGAGAGCGAUGUACUUCUUGUCUUCUUCUAUGACAUCUGAAAUAAGAUAUAGUUUCAUAAACACCAAAUAGUACAGCAUAUCGAAAAACAUGCAGACACACAGAGUUCACUCUUGAUUGCACCUGGAAAUAAUCAGACUGCUUUACAUUGACUGUAUAUUUGUCUCAAACCCAAUCAGUAAAGCAUCUGUGGUCCUCUCUGGUCCAUCUCGACAGGUUAGCAAGUUAUUAUAAUCAAGUUAUUCUAUUUGUUGAUAAAAUAUUUAAAGAGCCAGUUGCUGAUUCAAAUACAAAAACAGCAAAUUAACUUUUGAAUGUUAAAAAUGAUAUAGAUUAAUAUGAACAAUUCAAUUGUUUGACUGUUUAGCAAUAUUGUAGCUUGCACAUAUUUCUUUAUGCAUCUACUGGAGUAAAUGGAAAUUUCCUCUCUUUCUGAACAGAUGACAGGAACUGAAAAGAUGGUUUACAAUUUUCGAGGGGAUAAAAAGUCAUAUUUAUUCUUUCAGUUUUGAUUAAAAAAAAACAAAACGGAAAUAACUUAAAGACAAUAAAUUGUUAACAUUUUAUUUUAUAGUCUUCUUAGUCUAUGGGAAUUCAGUCAGUUACUUUCUGCUCCGUGUACUAGCCGUCCAUUCAAUUAUUCCAUUUAGUCUAGUACACAAAAAAAUGAAAAAAUGAGUCAUUAUUUAAAGGCUAACCUGCUGUCAUGGAGAUGGAUGCAUCCUAAGUAUUAUUCAGAGCCGCCAGGAGGGUCACGCUGAAGGAAGAAGAUAUGACUGUAGAACUCUGUUACAACCAUAGACUGUAUAUACUAUGGACAACUUGGUUCCGCCUCCCGCCUGUUUACGGAUUUAAAGCCAAAAAUUUCUUGGUAUUUCUGGGAUUUUUCUUCAUUUCCUGAAAUCAGCGCGGCACAGUGGCAUUGUGCGCAUUUGGAGGGAGAGUCGCCGAGAGUCACUGUGAUGACGCUCAGCUCAAACAGCGUAUCCCCCGGGUGAGCUACGCAAUCCCUGAACGCCAAUAGGCUGUAUCAGGUGUCAAUCAAAGAUUUUAAAAAAGAGCUUCAUAGAAAAAAGAGGACUUGAGCACAACCAGUCUUAAUGUAGCUACAUGUCAACAUCGCAAGCAGGGGUGGAGACAAAUUUAUGUUCUGUGUAAUACAUUUCUAAAGUUUAUCCACAGCUCCAUAAGCUUAUCUUGCGGGGGGGGGGAUUUAUGAGCUAUACUGCAGCCCAUCAACAGAGGGUGCUGUUCUCGGAGUGGCUUCACCCAGCAAGGAGGCAGACUCUGUCCAUUCUAUAUACAGUCUAUCGUUACAACGUAAGAUUUUGCAGCUCGAACCGCUCUGUCGCAUCUUUCGCCAUGGUAACUGUUGCUGAGGAUCCGGGGAAGGCCAAUGUAGCCUCCAUGCACGUAUGCUCAAAACAGGUGCACUCAAAAUCAGUAAUUGUAAAUGAGAUUUAUUAUUUUGUUUUCAUUUCCUUCUCUAUUAUAUAUUCUGUUUUGAGCAGAAAAUACAAAAAAACACACUAUUUUUUUUAUUAUAUAGAAAAACAAAUAAAAUGUUUACUCGUUUUUUUCAUUUUUUGUUCACUAGAUUGAAUGGAAUAAUUGAAUGGACGGAUAAUACAUGGACCCUUUCCCCCUACUGUGGCACUCAUAACUAUUCCAUCAAGAUCUUGCUAAGUGCUGUUAUCUAAUUAGAUGCCUGUAAGACUCUCUGUCAUUACAGCCAAGUUUCAGCAGCUCCCUCUAGAUAAAUGAAUGUGACUUGACUGCAGCUCAUCCAACAUCUGUUCAGCAUCAGAAGUCCGCACAUCAGAGUUACUUUUGAAUUGAUCCUCCAAGUUUCAUUGCCUCUCACAUUUUUGAUAAGUGAGGACAAAUUAAUUUGGAUGAAAUAUUAAUACAAGCAAUGAUGAUGGAUCAGAUGGGAUUAAAAGCCAUAUGGCAGUAUUUGUGCGCUGCUAAAGGGCAGACACAGUGUUACCGGGAGAAUGCUACACUGGCUGAGCUGUCGAGCAGGUCGUUGUCGUCGAGUGAAUCCCUUCAUUCGACUGAGUACAGUGUGUACUCCAUCUUCAUAUGAAUAAAUUAAUUUACCUUGAUAUCUGAUGCGUUUAUUACCAUGCAUAUGUGAGCAGACAAAUGAAUGUGGAGUGAUCUGUCAUUGGCUUGUGUAAUUGAUGAGAGUAGGGAGAUGAAUAGACACCUGUAAGUGCUUCUGGCAGUGAAGCAGGCAGCUCUCCGUGACAGCUAGCCUCAUGUUAUUUCAUGGCACACUGGCUGAAUUACUGAUUAAGGAUCAACUUAUCCUCAUCAGCUACAAGACUCAUGGAACUAAUUUUCCCAAGCAUGACGGAAGCGUCCUGCUUUUCAAGUUGAAUUGCUUCACUCUGAGGCUUAACAUGCAGAAAUUCUAGAUAAAAAUAGAGCAAUAGUUGCUGUUCAGUUUCAUAUUACAUCCUUUCUUGAUGGGCGUAAAGGUCAAACUGAAAAAGAAAAUGUUCUUAGCUGUUGAAGGACUCUCAGUUUGUCUGAUAAGUGGCAUUUUAUAUAUUGCUACUAACCAGUUAAAGACAAGAAUCUAUAUGCUCUCACUGUAAGCCCUUACUUGAUAAAAGUGCAGCUCAAACUUGGUCUUAAGGGCCUCUUCAGUCAUCUCACAGUUGAAGUGGAAGCAGCUUCAUCUUUGCACUUCUGUAGAAUUUUCUCUGUUCGCGUGUUACGAAUGCUGCCUCACUAAUAAACGCUUUCCUUCCCUCUCAUUUUUAUCCGCUCCAUCUUGACACCUUGAUGAACAGUGCAAAGUCAACCAAAUCUACAGAGAAGACUCCCAAUGGGAAGUCUCACAAGAAGGUAAAUCACUCAUUUCUUCUUCUCUUUUCACAUUUCUCAGUUUGACUGUGUAGGAUUCCCACAUGUAAUAUGUUAAGUUUGACCUACAUCCAGAAUACAUAAAUAGAACCUGUGUUAUUUUGACCGGGACUCGUGGUGGUCACCAUAUCCAUAACUCUUGUCCUGUCAGAAAUAGCAUGUGAUACACCAGGGAGAAAACUCCAGCCUGUAACUCACUGACCUCAGCUCAGAAUGCCACAGCUACAGUGUGCGUAACAGCUUGUCCUAAUAGAUUACCUCCAUGCUAUUUGAAACCAGCAACAGAUAUAUUUAUAUGCAUACCAAGCAGACCUACCAAGUGGAGAAAAUUAGGGUAUAGCAACCGUUGUCAAAGCUUCAAGAUGAUCAAAAUGAAUUUUUAGUUUGACUUUGUUUUAUUUCAGUUGACAGACUCGACUCACUCUGCUUUUACUUGAAACAGUCGUCGAUAGGAGGCAGGGCUGAAAUUAUUUCAGAGCAAAACUUUUGCCCAGAAAAGAUUAAGUUCUUGUCAUUUCAGUCUUCAUUUCCAUUUUUAAAGCAAGCACUCACUCGGGUUUACAUUUCUCAAGACUUUUUCUUGAUCAGUGAUGCUUUAGGGCUGUAUAGUGACUCAUUUUUGUGCUCCAGCUGAUCACUACCUACUUCUGACUGCUCCUCAGUUGGUGUUCUUGCCCUUUUCAAACAGAAGUUGAAGUUGAACUUUAUAUUUUCUCUCAUAUGCUUCAACACUUUGGAGAAUCAGCUUCUGAGUACUAACUGGACAGCCUGACAGCAUUUAAGACCCUCUGAUUUAUCUGACUCGUUGUGGCAGUUGGUGAAAUGUGGCGUGUUUUCAUUCACUGAAAGUCAAAAAGUCACAACAGAGCCUGUCAAACAGACUUCUAUUUGAGACCUGCCUUUAUCUUUCAAAAUAUGAAACUGUUCAAAAGACCUUGACUUAAAUUGAGUGAGGCUUUUUUUACAGGUUAUAUUGAAUUUGUAUGUGACUUUAUAAAGAAAUCACUUUAAAUACAACAACCUGGCUUGAGCUUGGCAUGCAAGCACACUUUACGGGAUACCAGAGUCACUGCUGGAGUUAGUGAUCACAAAGAAGUGGCAUAAAUGAGUUCAACAGAACUCCAAAGUCUUCUUAAUUGUUUGAAGUUUCCAGUCAGUAUGUUUACAUGACGUUAAAAAGGUCCAUGUCUAGUGUUGGCUGACUCAAAGUGAACUUUUGAAAAACAUGAAAACAUGUUUGUCCGUCUAAAUACCUAGAUAACGAUGUUGUAGAUUGACUUUCUCUUGCAUGUAUAAACUCUUCAGCUGGCCCCAAACUGGCUUUGAUGUUGCAAGCAUGCUCCACAGUUGUGCUUGAACUGAGAAUGAACAUGAACUGUACAUGUAAGCGUACUGAGUUUUAUUUCCAAAACUUGAACUGGCUGCAAGGUAACAAUGACAACAUGAACAUUUACUAAAUGAAAUCAGACAUAUGUCACCAUUUGCCCUCUUACGUCAGUCAAUGUUGUAUACAAAAAAUAUGACAUCUACCUGAAAACGUGAGUGCAUAUGCUGUUUGCAUGCUCUGCGUAAUUGCUGCGUAUGUCUUUGCUUCACCUAACUCAGUUGCUUUUCACUGUGGGGAUUGCUUUAAACUUAUUUUCGAAUGUCAUCUUUUUAUGUAUCUGUUGGUUAUUUACAGCAAUUUAAAAUAAACAUUUACAAUACUCACUACCUCUUGAAUUUAACUGAUACAUUAAAACUUAUCUUAUUUUGAAUCUGUGGCAGUUUCUUGACAAGCAGAGACAUAAGAACCAUUUAAAAAAAAAACAUUAAAAUUGCAAAUAUUGCCUCAUCUAGGAAGUGAAGUUUUAAGACACCAAAUUGUAAAUUCAAAGAUAAACGCACAAAGACGGAAAGACAUGUUUUCUCCCAGGAGCCUCAAACAAAGGCAGCAAGGUUUGGCAUCACUGUUUUAUAUGUGUCGAAUGUGCACAGAUGUACAAUCCUGUUCAUUUGCUUUUGGGGUUUAAGAUUACAUGUAUAUAUUAUGCAUGUGAAUACAAGUAUACACCGCUUUGUAGGACAUCUGAGUGCAUUUUGAAGCUAUGUUUAUUCUUGUCUUCCUCAUAGGUCAAGACUCCUCAGAAAGAGUCCCCAGAGCCACCCAGCAGCCCCAGGUAGGGAUGAAGUUAUUACUGCCCGUUAUUCAAGACAGCGAUUAUGAGCAGACAGCAGACUAUAAAGUGAUUGUUAUGGAGACACUACCGUUCUCUUCUUCUCCCUUUCCCCCCCUUCAAUCCUUCCCCCUUUUCUGAAUUGAUGUAAAUGAAUCCUUGUGUUUUGAUGUCAAGACUCUGGAUAGAAGCCAUACUCAUUUUAUACCAAGUGUUAAGCUGUCUCACAGAGAAUUAAUCUCCCUCUGCGCUGAAGACAAAUGUCUGCAGCCUGUCAGGAAAGUAAUAAAUGAGAAUGCAUAGUUUGAGUAGCAAGAUGCUCAGCAGGGUGUUGCCUGGAAAGCAGAACUUGGUCCAAGGCCUGCUGCAUUGAAUUUGUCUCACAGCAAUGUUUCUACGGUGUUGUUAAUGGAUUGAUCCCUUAAAGUGGACCUUCCCAUCACAAUCUAAUAAGUGACAUUUAAAAAUAGAUCUCAUAACUUUUGCCAAACUCUGGCAUUUAGUGUUCCCCUUUUAAAGUGGCAACAGUGCUAGCCGAGAGGGUUUCAUGCGGAAAGAAAAGUUGAGGCCUGGCAGCAGAGUUUGGGAAGGAACACAAGGCUAUUAGAGCCACAGACCGUAAAUGUCAAUGGGCGCAGUGACCCACCUUUCUUUGUAUAGCCUUUUAUGGAUUUUUCUCAGUAGUGCAGUAAAGCUAGAAUUCUGACCACUUCUAUACACCCAUUUUUUCCCCUCUACAUUCAGCACUUACACUAACCUGCUUGAAGACAACACCCACUGAGGUUGGAGGAGUAAACAAAUCAUUCACCGUGUUAUAUAAAAUAUGUGGUGUAAAUAUUAAAAGCUUUUUUUUCUCUGUGUUGCUAAGGCUGAGAUUACAAGAAUCAGUGCUUUUCUGUGUGCUCGGAUAGGAGACUUAGAAAUCCCAUUCAUACUUGAUGGUUGCCGAUGUACAAAGCCUCGCACAAAAGCAACCAUGCUCUCCCAUGUUCGACAAUGUGGGAGAGAUUAUUUUGCCAGCGUGAGGUCUUUGUGGAAAAAAAAUGCCAUGUGAGUUUGAAUAAGCACUCAAAAGCAAAAGUGUGGCGAAGCCUGGACUGUAAUUAUGUUGUCAUGGACUUUUGAGCUGUGCAGGUCUCCAGUGAGAGCUUCUGAAAGAAUAAGUUCUGUAUCCCAGCUUAAGGGUCUGGACUUUAAAGUACCAUGCUGGAUAAAUGCAACGGUAAAAAAGUACAAAUGACACACGGCGCUGGAAACAGGGUGGUGCCAUUGUGAACACCAAGCUUUUUACAACUGACCAUUUUCACAGAAACACUUUGACUCAUAUAACAUAGUAACUUUUUUUUUCUUCUGGGGGUUUUACAUUACAUUCUCAGACCCAAAUCAAAAUUGAGAUGCAGUGUAAAGCGUUAAUAAAAGCAGAUUUUAGUCGUGUAAACGGUAUUUUAUGUAGAGCAGUAUAAAGACAGCGUGUUGAAUAAUGACUGAGAAAGUGUACUGCUUUGUUAAAAGCUCAUCCUCAUUUUAAACUUGAUGCCUUAAAAAAAAUGUAUCACAAAAGUUGGGACAGAAAAUAAAAAAUACUGAAGAGGUUGGGUAAUGCUGAAGAAUACCGAACACACAGAGAAACAUCUAUCUAUUUAGGUUAAUUUGCAAGAGGACAGUCACAAGACUGGGACCCCAGAAGUAAAGAUGGGAAGAAAUUCACAGCUCUGUGAUAAAUAAAGUGAGCAAAUAGUUAGUCAGCAAUUUUUGAUCACCAUGCUAAAAGUACUUUUGAAGUAUAAAGGAAACGUUAAAAGGGCUCAGGAUAAAUAGCCUGGAAUACUUCACAGGGAAACCAGCAACAACAUUUCAGGGUGCAUAAGUAGAAGUUAUUUGUCAACCCUAGGAUCCAGGACAUGCAGGUAUGUCCAAAUGAUUCUCCCAUGAAGCUAAGAUCAUUCAUAUUCUGGAUAUAGGUGCAAAUAGAAAUGAAAUGCGAUGGAAAACUGAGCAAAAAUAAGCUAUUCUAGCCAUUUUUCAUAUAAAUAUGGGAUAACAUACAAAUGAAAAAACUCAAAAAAAGCAUUUUGCACUAUGAGAAAGUAAUAUUUUACACAAGCAGGCAAGUGGGGCUGACUCCAGAUGAGGUCAGGACUGUAUAAUGUGUCAGAUAUGGCGAUUUUCGACCUAACGUACCACACAUUUUGACUGAUUACUCAAAAAGUUAUGGAAUGCCCACCCUGAAACUUGCAGGGAUGCUAGUGGACAUGAUAGUCUUUCUUGAGUGUGAAUAUGAACAAAAUUGAAGGACGCGCGUUUUUUUGCUAUUUCCAAUUUAAGUUUUUGGUCUUUUAUAAUUUUUUUUCUGGUCCAAUUUGGGAAAAAAUGCUGUGAACAAAAAGAUAGAUCUUGAAGAGGGCUUUAAAAUGACACCUGGAUCAGCUCUCUAGGUGCCAUACUUCCAGAGAUAUGAACACUUUUGUAACGCAUGUCAUGCUAAUUAGCCAAAAAUUCGUUAGCCCCUAUCUCACUAAUUAGAUGGCUUUGAACAAAAAUAUUUGAGAUCUGUCAGUUUCCCCUGAAGGCCAAUCACUCCACCAAAUUUCAUCAAAAUCUGUGACAUGAGUGGAGAUUCUUGGUUGAAUUGACAUGGAAUGACCCAAAUGUCAUGUGAGACCAGGGAUCCUGAGAGAAGGCUGCAAACUCAGUGGGGAGCUGUUAGGAGGUCACACUGUGGCAGUGAGGGGAGAGUGCAUUAGCUUCACAAGUUCAUGCCACAUAGCUCCUACCACGGUCCCCGGUAAUUGGGAUUCAGGGAGGCGGGUUGAUCAUUAUGAGCUCCAUUUGUGCCAUUUGUCUUAUAACUGAACGUAGGAGAAGGAAAAGGAGUAGUUCUUUUUUUUUAUUAGCAGGCUGUGCCGUGUUGAUUUCUUAAUCUUCCUUCCAGUCCGUUCCUCACUCUGCAGGAAAUCCAAGCUUGCAGUUGCGUUAUUAAAUGUCUUUUUUAAAAUUGUUGUAAUUAUGUCAUUAUCAUGAGUGUUUCGAUGAUGUUGCUGCUUCAUUAGAAUCAUUACACGUGAUUUCGUGUGGUCAGUGUGUCACUGUUGGAUGUUUUUCCCAUCACACAUGCAGGGUAAUUUUGUCCUGACUCUGGAGCCAGCAGUGAUGAAGAGAGCAAAUAAAACGCAGCCAUUAAGCUUUUAUUCUGCCUUGUUAUUAUCUUGUUGAGUAAAGGCUAAUCAGAAUCAGCAGCCCCAGUAAUUUUUUAAAGGGAAAUGAAAGGGAAACAGAGAGGUUCAUACAAUAGUAUAAAUUUGGGUUGAUUACAAGAAUACCUGUGUUAACUGGAGUUUAAAAGAGGUGAUUGGAGCUUCAAAGCUGCCACACAGUGUGUUGUAGGUUUGAACAAAUAAGAGCUCAUUUUAAAGGUUGUAGUCAGCCAAGGAAAACUUGGUCGACCAAAAGUACGCCCACUCACCACCCAAUCGAUUAGUCGAUGGGAAGAACAACAGCAUGUUUUCUCUUGACCAUCUUUCUGUUGCAGUGCAGUCAUUUCAGUCUGGCUGAAGCUCUUAAAAGUAUGAAAUAAACAUAAACUUCUGUCAGUGUGACAAUUCUUUAAUCUCAUUACACUAUAUUAAAAAAACAGCUUGUAUUUAUAUGAUCUUGUAAAUCUGUAACUAUACUGACAGAUAAACACAGCACUGUGGUGAUAUAGACUUAAUGACAAAAUAACUCAGAUGAUUAUUUUGUCUUCUUUUAUAACAUUUAUUAACAGGACUCACUUGUUCCAGCUUCACUGGGCAAUUAAUGAACAUUAAGCUAACAGCUAAAUUGUGCUCAAAGACACCAGUGCACGGUAUGAUACAUUCAAGAAUAGAAAUGUGGCUUACAGUUUCUGUUUUAAACAUAAUAACCUCCAAACUGGUAAAAAAAAGACUCAAAAGACGCUGGGAUUCAUUUAGUAGAACAAAAUGACAGCACUGAAGGUUAUUAACAUAUAUAUUUAAAUACCUUUUAUACAAUUUAGUGCAUUUUUUAAACACUUUUUAGCCCUCCCCAGCAAAUGAUGAUCAAGCUUUUCUUUUCACAUUGUAGGGGUGUCCGGAUACAACUUUUUUACUUCCAAUACAAUACUGAUAUUGUAACCUUCAGUAUUGGCCGAUACAGAUAUUGGCACAAACUUGUGCGUGAUCCUUCGUUUUGCGCUCAGCUGCAAUGUCUUUUUCGGACCUGAAGGAAAAAUACUGACACAAGGCCAACAUCACUCCCACUCCUUGCUACUUCGUCAGUACCUUAGUACACACUGUUGUUGUGAUUUCGUGGGCUCUGCAUGCUGGAUCCGGGCACUGCUAGGUAGAGGUGCUGGAGUGGAGUCUUGAAUGGACUGCUUGUAUCGGAGUGCUGAUAUUGGAGAUUUUAGAUGCAGGCCGAUAUAAUUUGAUAUGUUUUUAUGCUGAUAUUGGAUCGAUAUACAAUGUCAAUAUAGGAUUGGGACAUCCCUAUAUGUAAGUGACAAUCAUCUGACCAAUGAGUUUUUGGUUGGAUUAGAGCUCAUCAACCAAUUUAUCGACCAACUCUUUGGAGGGUGUUAGUCUGACGUGUUCAAGAUUUUAGAUUUUUUAUUUAAUUUCUUUUAUUGUUUGAUUUUAAAACUGUUUUAUUUAAUUCACUUUUAACACUUUAUUACCUUGGUUUGAAGGUUUUAUCGCUUUAGUCGUAGGUCCAGUGUUUCCGUAUUUUUAACUCAAGAUAGCGUUCCCUCAGUCACCUGUGGCAGGUUGAAGAGUCCUCACCUGGUCUUUUGUGCGUGCAUCUGUGUGUGAGUGUGUGAGUGCUGUAUGUGUUGAAUAGGGGUCAUUAGGGUGGGUGGGGUUCUGUAUUUGUAUUUGUAUUUAUUUUAUUUUAAUGUCCUGGACAGCACUUUGUGCUACAUUCUGUGUAUGAAAAGUACUUUAUAAAUACAGUUUGAUUGAAUGAUUGAUUGAGAUAACAGCCCUCUGCAGUCAGCCUUUCGUUUACAACAACAACUCUACUCUUCCCUUGCUGUGGUUUAGUAAAUCAGUGAAACAGGAACAAGAGGAUGACGACUUUACCUCGAAGAAGAAAGGGUUAAAAAGAAAAAGAGUCAAGGAUGAGCCAAUGGACGGAUCCUCACACUCCACUUUAGCACCUAGGUAAGUCUGACCAGGUCUAGGAGCCGUGGUUUGACCCCAAAUGAAAGCUUUACUGACUAAUUGAAUGUAGUUAACUAAGUUGUUUCAGAAUAUAUGAACAUUUUUAAUUAAGGUAGGGGAUUACAUAAUAACAUUUUACCAUCACGGGUGAGCUUGUAUUCUGCUCGUCUUUGCUGCUCGAAAGAGUAAACGCCAUGAUCAGGAGGAAGACGCAGACGGAGAGGCUCCGAAAAAGAAGUCAAAGGAAAAAAACAGAAAAGGUGCACAACCAUCUGCCUUCUUCAUUUCAGCUGUUUCCAAGUUCAGCUUUUCAAUAUAAAACUCAGUGAUUAUGUUAAUUUAUUUUGGUCCAGGCAGUAAAGAAGGAGGAAGGAGAGCAGCCAGUCUCCAAAAAACCCAAGAAGACAAAGGAGGAGAUCGAGGAGGCGAAGCAGUUGAAGAUGAAACUGAAGCAGGAGGAGGAGCAGAAUCGCUGGAGAUGGUCUGAAAAUGCUGCUCUUUCUAUUACACAUUGACCCGGACCUCACCUCACAACCACAUCCACACAUACAACCAAACACAUCAUCUGUAUGUGAGAACCAUGGAGCAGCAAUCUUCACCCUCCUGAUGUUAUCAUCAUCUUUCUCUUUGUCAGGUGGGAAGAGGAGAAGUAUGAAUUCGGGGUGAAGUGGAAGUCUCUGGAGCACAAAGGGCCGUUCUUUCCUCCUGAGUUUCAGGCCCUGCCAGAUGACGUUCACUUCUAUUAUGACGGUCAGUGAAGUGAGGAAGUUUGACUAAAACAGGGUUGAAAUGAGAUCGCCAUGCAUUAGUAUCAUCUCCAGAUCCAGAAUUUAUACCUGGAAACAAGACAGUGUGGUAACAUUCUCCUCUGUGCAGACCUCUCCUAUUAUCAUUGAUGAAGACAGUUUAAGAAGUCCCGCCUCCCCUUUAUCCUGAUUGGUAGGUGAUCAAGAAGUGACAUUGAUGGUGUUCCAAAGACCAGCACUAAAAAAAAAAAGUCAACCAACAAUGAAAUAAAUAAAAAGCAAAAGCACACUACAUCAAAGAAGUAUUUAACAUUUUGCUCACAUGCAGUUUUAGGACCAAAGCUAAAGAAAAUCUACGAGUAAAACAAAAUUUUAAACCAAAAACGGAGGCUUUUAGUGCAAAUCCAGGGUUAAAUUCUGUCUUAGGCAAAGCUUGACAGUAUCAUGUUUAAAAGCAAACUAUUGAUAUUAAGUUCAAGACCAAACCGUCACUUAAAUUUUGGCAGAUCUUUUGCAAAAAGCUCAUUAAAAGAAUAGGACAGGUAAGUGAUGCCGGGUCAUCCGAAUGAAAUCUGCGUGAGAUGAUCAGUAGGAUGCUCAGAUAGGGCUGGGUGAUAAACCGAAAAUUUACCGAUACCGAAAUUUAUGUCAGUAACCAACGUCAUUUUGCCCAUAUCAGUAUAUUCGGUGUCAGAAAAAUAAAUAAAAGUUUGUUUCGGAUGUGUGUAGGUAGGCUAUGGUCUCGUGUCCUUUUGAGACGCUGUCCUACGGUGGAGACGUGACUCCACCCCAUCCAGUCCUUAACAAAGCGGGAAAGACAGGUGAGGAGAUGGAGGACGGUUCAAAAGUUGGAGUGGCUGGAGCGACGGCUGAAGUAGACGAAGUUAAUGUGGGAAGGGGUGAACAGCUUGUGGAGUAGUUAUCAUCCAUUUAUUGUUAUUGAGGUGAACUCCUCAAUAUACUGUGAUAUUGAUUUGAGGCCAUGUCACCCAGCCCUAUGCUCAGAUUUACUCUUUUGGGAAGGAAGAUAAGGUCAAAGAGGAAAAAAAAAACAAAUCAGUGAAAGAAAAAUCAGGAAGAAAGAAACAUGAAGAAAGAAGUAGGUGUUUUCAGCAGUUUGAAAGAAAAAUGUCUCAUAUGAUUUACAAACUGAAAUAUCAAAUAAUGUAACUAUAAUACACUCUUAAGCUGGUGAUUCUUAUAUGAGGCAGGGUUUCUCUUGCCAACACUGUCAAGAAAAAAACAGCUUGAAACAGGCUGGAACAGAGCUCAGCCGUCACUGUGCCUUAGUAUUAACACGACAACCUGAACAGUGCAAUAUUGGUGUCCCAGUGUGUCAUUACACAUUAAAUUCAGCGUUACGGUGCUGUGGCGUGGAGACACACAGAGACACUCAAACAUAACAUAUUAUAUUCCAUAUAAGUGCAGUGUUGACGGGGGUAUGGUUUGUAUGCGCGGCAGGCUGCUGAGCCUAAGCUGCAGUAGGAGAAACAGUGGGAUGUCUGGAAUAAACUCCAUCAGACAUUGUACAAGAAUAAGAGUUCUUCACUUUUCCUUCAGCCGUAAACCAGCCCUGCUCUUUAAAGUGUCUGAGAUGAUAUAUAUUAUGAAUCGGUGCUGUACUGACACAAUUUGUUGUAUUGGUCAGAUUUGGAGGAGUGGAUAAAGUUGCAUUCAAAAGAAAGAACCAGAGGCCAACACAAAUGUCUGUUUUUCUCUCAUUUCACAGUGUGGCUCAAAUGUUGUCCCACAGGGAUCUGGUCUGAUCUGUUAAUUCCCGUACUUGCAUAAACUUGUUCGUUGCUCUCAGGGUCAGAACUGAAUCAAGAUCUCUGUCCUUUUCUUUGAUCGUGGUUCUGAAAUUUAACAUAUCAGUUCAUACAUCCAUGAAGGGGCUGAGGUGGGAGUCAUGACAUUGAUUCUAAGAAGUGUGCUUGUGUGUUUUCAGGUAAAAAAGUGAAGCUGAGUCUUGCAGCCCAAGAGGUGGCGCUGUUCUUUGCCCAGAUGUUGGAUCAUGAAUACACCACUAAGGCUGUGUUCAGGGAGAACUUCUUUCAAGACUGGAGAAAGGUAAAACUCAGGAAACAUCAAACGUCUUGGUGAGCGGUUCUACUAUGGCAAAAGCGAUUGUGACCAUCAUUUUCAUUGACAUUGAAUUCUUGGUGAGAGAAAAUAGUCAUAGAUUUCACAACAUCUAUAUCAUUCCAUGCACUUAUAAAGCGUCAUAUUGUACGAAACCUGAUAUACAAUAGUACUCACAGUGACAGUCAAAGCAUCUAUACCUCACUUUACUUCAGGAAAACUGAUUGAAAUCUGACUGAAAUACUAAACUGAAAACAGCUUGAAUGUAGAGUAUUUUUACACAAUGGGUUUCAAACUUUUUUAAAACUUGAAUUGAACCACCAGCUGCAGAUCUAAACUAUAAUUUAGCAUGUCUUUUAGCUUGCCUUCUCUCAUCUGUGGUUACAUGAUAGUUUGCACUGAAUGAGUUGAAUCUACAUAAGUCUCCACUAAGUAUAUUUUGCAGCAUCUGUAACCUCUUUGCACCUUAGUUGUGCAUUGAUCCAAGAACUGAUGAUGAUAAUAAUGUUCAAGAUAAAAGAGAAACUUCAGUGUUAAUGUAAGCUUUAUUUAUAUAGCACAUUUAAAACAGCUAGUGGCUUACCAAAGUGCUUUACAGUAAAAUAGGCAGAAACAAUUAAAAUAAUAAAAGCUAUAAAAACAAUAAAAGCAUAAUACAUACAGAAACAUAAAAUAACAGCACAGAUAAACACAACAAAUAAAAGACCCAAUAAAAGUAACUAUAACAGGUACGUCUUUAGGAGUGUUUUAAAGUGGAAAAGGUAUUCGCAGUGCGCACUGUCAAGGGGAAAGCAUUCCACAGAGUGGGAGCCACAACAGAAAAUGCUUGAUUUCCCCUAGAUUUUAAAAAGGAUCAAGAAACGUUGAAAACCACCUGAUUAGCUGACCUCAGGGCUCUGGGGAGCAGGCAGAGAGGGGCUGUUUGACAUGAGUUAGCCAGUCUCAUGUCAAUGUAAACUGCUUUCACAAACAGACUAUUGGUUGUUUUUAAACCAUGUGUGUCCUGCCUGGCCUGUUGGCAUGUCGACCCACUAGGGGAAGUGGUGUGCCACAUUGCUAGUCCAGCCUCCUCCAUGGCUUUCUCGUCCAGCCCAAACAUCUUGUCAGUUUUGAUUAACAUCAAGAUUAAUUCUCUCCAAACUACAAGAUCAAGAAAGUGCAGUGGUCUGUAUCAGACAUCCCUUCCAAGUUGAAUCAAGUCUUCCUUCCAGCCCCAGAUUUCAGGACCUGUGUGAUGUGCGUUUGAAAACCUGCUCAUUGGUGUCUGCCAUGGUGCCUCUGCGCAGGGAAAACACCGUGCCAACCCCCAAGGCAUAUCAUGCAGAAUUAAUUUUGCGCUGCUUAGUGCUCAAUGCUCUUGAAAAUACGAUUUGUGUGAAGGCAUUGAUAUGCUAAUCCAUACAAGUAGCUCCCCUGCAUACGAACAAAUCCAAUUAAAGUGUUUUAUUAUAACCGGAAAAAACUCUCCUCGCUUCACUGCCCUCAGUGCCCGCCCACUGUCGGCUGUCAGUCAUGCUUAGACACGCAGACUGAAUCUGUGUCCAUACUGUCAGGGAGUUUCAGGAGAAAGGUAAGCGUUACUGUAUGUGUGCUGAGGUAGAGAUAAGUUCCUGCAUCUGAGGUCCUCUGACCCAGAAUGAGAGGACUAGAAAGACUAGCACCAGCCUAAAAGCUUGGUGGAAAAGUUACUGCAUUUCCUCCGUCAUAAAAGUCAUCAAGCAAAAUAAGUGAAGAAAACAUCCGCAUGUCAAGCUCGUUCAAAGACCCGUUCAUCACUCAGGGAUGAGUUCAACACAAACAUUAAAACUGGCUCUUUACUCUCCGAAAUGCUGGACUGUUAGUUCUACUGCUGCACUCUUGCCCGGCAGCAGGAAGCCACAUUAAAAGCCACUCAGGUUGUUGUGACAUUUCAUGGCCAGAAACGUCUGAGAUGAACCGUAAAGCUAACACUGAACUCUCUGUGUUGUUGCCCUGUUAGUGGCCCUUAUGAUGGGAUGACCCCUGUGCAAUAACCCUAGAGAGCUGGUGAUUACAGCCGAAACUGCUGCCGCUGCUGUUUUCAGUGUACAGCUGUUUUUUUUCAAGCUUCCUUUUGUUCAGAAAAUAGUCUGCACCCUGACCAGCUUGCCACUUAACUCAUUCUCUGUCUACUCAGCUUCAUUUCAUAUGAAUAAUUCAACCAAAUGUCCCCAAUCUGCUGUGAUCAUGCACACCUUGCUCUGUCGGAAUGUCCUUUCAACAGGCAAAGGUUCAGCACUGAGCAUUAACAGCUCUGAGAAAACUGAAAAAGCAGCUCCGAGUGUGGCUCUUUUGUGUAUUUGUUUCUUCAGUUCAAGAUUUUCUCACUCGUCGUGUCAAGUAUUUGGAUGUUGCAUUCUUUCUGUGAUCUCUGAAGGGUGUUGAGUCCUUGAGUUAAAACUGAGUUUGCUGUCAUCGGUAUUUCAGCUCCAACAAGCUUUUGAGAACAUCUGGCUCUGAACAGCCGCUGAUCUGUGAGGGAAAAGAGAGCAUGUUCAUAGCUAUCAUUCCAUCUGUUCAUUCAAAGUGACAAAGACAACCACGUGACAAAUCUGGCAUUCCAAAAAAAUUUCUAGCUGCAGUGAACAAGGUUUUUUUUUAAUUUAUGGAUAAUAUGUUUGAUGGAAGAUGGAUGAAAGUGAAUUUAAUCUUUGAAAUGCCAAAAAAAAUAGUAAAAAAACAAAACAAAACAUUAAUUUAUGAUCAUUUCUUCCUGGAAAUACAAUCAGACCGAGACACUAAGGCAGAAGAACUACUGCAAAAUGAUUCUUAUGAUGAUUAUUACUUAAAAGAAAUGAUAUAAUAAUGAUCAUAAAUGUUCUUCCUUGAGCUGCGUCACCUUGCAGUCUGUGAUGGACUCGCCUACAAACAAGUGGCUGCUGGAAGAGAGUGGAUGAGUUGUGUUUAGCCUCUUUGCUAAAGAAAUCAGGUAAAGCUAAAAGAUGUCUGUGUAUUGCUAUCGUGUGGUCAUUACCAAAGUUGGUAUAACUAGAGAAGCAAGCGGUCGACAACAUUCAUCUCUUGAGGGGGUGUCUAACUCAGUGUUACAGUGUGUUUGACCCUAACUUAAUUUUACGCUGGAAUAUCCCUUUAAAUGCAGAUACAGGAAAACGUCAAUUUACUACUUUUUAUUUAGGAAAUGACCCACGAGGAGAGGAAAUUGAUCCAGGAUCUCAACAAAUGCAACUUUGGAGAGAUGCAUGCCAUGCACGUCGCAAAGGUAGAGGCUAGGAGAAACCUGACCAAGGAGGAGAAACAGGUAAUAACUUUUCAUUUAACAUGCAGGUGUACAUUUUUAUAACAUUAUAGCCUCAUGUCGUCUCGAGAGAGUCUGAGCGGUAGGAUCUUGGCAACUUUCCUUUAUUUUUAACGCAGGCUGUAAAAGAAGAAAACCAGAAGAUAGUUGAUGAAUUUGGCUACUGUCUGCUCGACCACCACAAAGAGCGCAUCGGCAACUUCAAGAUUGAGCCUCCGGGGUUGUUCAGAGGCAGAGGCGAUCAUCCCAAACAGGGCAUGCUGAAGAAAAGGAUCCAACCAGAGGAUGUGAUCAUCAACUGCAGCAGGUUAGAUCAAGACUAAGGGUUCAAAGAACACACUAAGAUGUGCUGCAUUGUAGGGAUGCUCAAGUCUGGCACAUCUGACCAAGAAAAAAUUGCCAUCCAAGUUUUUUUUUGUUGUUGUUUUUUUUCCCCGAAAUGUUAGUUUGAAGUGUUUGAGAAAGUUUAUCUAAGGUGAAAGGCUCUGACAUUAAACUCCUGCAAAAGGUGCAGAGAUGAGGUUUGGACCAAAAUCUGUGUUACCUUCAAGUAACUGUCGAAAUAAGCUCUGCUCUAGCAAAAUUGAUUUUUCUCUCUCCAAGUUUCCUGGCAUGCUGUAAAUACAUUUGUGGUUUUGAAUUGUGCAGCUCAUAUGAAAAGACUGAGAUUUGAACUGAAGGACCCCUUUUUUUUUUGUGCUGCUUUAGUCUUGAAUCUCUGUUGGGUGGCCAGGCUCCCUAUCCAGAUACUGCAGCUUCUCACACACUCUUUCUCUCCCUCCCUCUCCCUCUCUCUUUGUGGUUGUCAGUGACUCCAGUAUCCCAGUGCCCCCUGCUGGUCACCAGUGGAAGGAGGUUCGACAUGACAACACUGUGACAUGGCUGGCCAGCUGGACAGAGAACAUCCAGGGGUCUAUUAAAUACAUCAUGCUCAAUGCCAACUCUAAGCUAAAGGUAUCCUUGUCAGUCUGCUGCCAACAGGCACAGAAACUCCACACAAGCAUCAAACAUAAAAGACACUUACACCAUAACCAGUGUGGAGAUGAAUCACACCUUUAUUUUCACUGUGGGCUUAUAGAAAUGAAACAUGAGUUGUAGUAAGAACUUUGAGGGCGUUUUUCAAGUCAGAGGAUCAAAAUUAAGAUUGUGUUUGAAACUAAAGAUGAAGAUUUGAGAUACUUUUUACUUAGUUUUUUUCAUCUCUUUGAAAAAAGCUUCAUGGUGCCUUCUUCACAUAUUUCAAUAACACAAGUUCUCAACCUCUGUUAGAUCAAGAUGCUAACAGACGUAGCUGAAAACAGUAAGGAAUAGAGUUGGGUCUCUAUAACUCGGUCUCUGUCAAAAAGGGAAAGGAAGUCUAAGACAUUUUUUCUCAACAAUCUGGAAAUGGGAUUGUCUUUUUUUAUUUUGGUUUCAUAAAUAAUGUCAGUACUCACUGCCAUUUAUCUGCAAAGUGAGUGAAACCCUCACGACUAAAUCCAGCUGUGACUCAGUGCUGCAGCGCCAGGGGAAAUGAAAGAUAGAGACACAAUGAACAGAGCUGCACAAAAGUAGGACAAGUGAAGCAGCAACUGAGGAGGAGUUAUGAUGCCUUCUUUUUAAUUUUUUUUCAAGAAAGCUAAAAGAUUAGAUAACUCUAAUACACCCAAGAAAAACAGAGUCCCAGAGUGUAACAACAGGAGGUGGGGAGCCUAAAAAGAUGAACUUCAAAUGUAUGUGUGUGUGUGUGUGUGUGUGAGUAUAUAAGUAAUAUGUGGCCACAUUUUAUUUCACUUCAAUCUGACAUUUGGGUUUAAAAAGAAAUACAAUGUGCUUGUUUCAUCAUCAUCGCCUAUUAUAACAGUGAGAAAGUAUCUGGUCUCAAGAGUCUUUUUAAAAGAAAUAGACCAGAACAAAAAGGUUGAAAUGUGAGUCCAAAGUGUGAGUGUGUGUGUGUGAGUGUAUGGUAAGUGUGUGUGUCGUCUCAUUAUUCAGUCUUCUCUCGUUUCUACUUUGCUCCUCUGUUUGCUCACUCUUCCUCCUUUCCAUCUUUCACAUGCAAAGGUUAAGUAAUUCCACUGUUUGUCUCUAUGACAGUAUGCCAAUGUGUGUGCGCGCAUGUGUGUAAACUGAUUGUGGAUUAAAUUGCGUCUUGGCCUUAAUAAAUAAGCAGCAGCACCCAGCAGGGAAUCAGAGCUUUGUCAUGAAAGUUGUUUAGUUGUAAGUCUUCCCAUUUCCUUUCUUUUGUGUGAUUUAACAGCCUGUAUUCAUGGCAUGAUUACCAUAUUGAAUGUUUUGAUCAGAGGCUUUUCAGAGAAAAUGACUUGGAUAUGAAGUUUUGGGGGGACUGUUUUUGUGGCUCUGGGUAUCAUUUCUUUCUCCAUUUCCUCCUCUUAGCUUUGCACACUUAUCUUUUUUUCAAAGUUUCCCUCUCCUAAUCUCUGUUACUUUCUCUUUUUACACACCCCUCUUUAUCUGUCCUCCUCUCCUUUUAUCCCUUGAAUACAGGGCGAGAAAGACUGGGAGAAAUUCGAGGUUGCUCGAAAACUGAAGUCAUGUGUCGACGACAUCCGUAACCAGUACCACCAGGAUCUCAAAUCCAAGGAGAUGGUCAAUCGGCAAAGAGCUGUGGCCCUUUAUUUCAUAGAUAAGGUCAGGUUUUCAUGUUGGUCCAAGAAAAACCUUUGUAAUCAAGAUGCAGAUUGUAGGAGAGGAAGGUUGAACCUGUUUUUACACCUGUGUGAGAAAUAAACCGGCUUCAGUUUCACAGACUUUCUUUAGGGCUCACCUAGAGCCAUGUGAAAACAUCGGAAAUCAAUGCAAUGUGUCUCGGUUGCCUUUUCUGCUUUCUCGCUUAGUUGGAUGGCAGGCCUUUUGUGAGGAGUAAAAUUGAUCACAUUUAGCCGUUUUCUGCCAGCGACCCCGAGCUAAUUAUGUCAUUCUGUCACUCUGCAUGGAGGAAAUUGACAAAUUGAGUUUGUGAUUGCUUUGCCCAUGCUGAAGACUUUUUAAACCUAAACUUGGCUUUUAUGUGUUUUUUUGUUUCAUGCAGCUCUUUUUAUUUCUCUUACUGGAGUGUCAUAAAUUUAACAGUUGUCUAACGAUGAUCUCCGUGUCUUCUGACCAAAUUAAAGCUGGCACUGAGAGCUGGUAACGAGAAGGAGGAGGGAGAAACGGCGGACACGGUGGGCUGCUGCUCUCUUCGUGUCGAGCACAUAACCCUCCACGAGGAACUGGAGGGCAACCAGUGUGUGGUGGAAUUCGACUUCCUGGGUAAAGACUCCAUUCGCUACUACAACAAGGUCCCCGUCAUCCGGAGGGUAAGAGACCCCAACAAAGAGCACAAAAAGACACCUCUGCAUAUGCCAUCACGGUUUGAUUAAAAACAUGAUUCUGCUAACAUUAAAACACAGAAACCAAACAUCCUUUUUCUCCAACCUGGUGAAGAGGAGACUAACAGGGCCUGUUUAUACGACACCGAAUCAUAAUAUGUCAUUACAAUAAUCUCAAAUUUGCCCUUUGGGUUUUGGCAGAAGUCUCUGCAGAGAAGGUCACCUGCAUACAUAUCAACACGAACAGAGCCUGAGGCAGAGAGGGAACUGAGAGAUGUCCUCGGGGCACAGUUGUAGAUUGGUUCCCUGUGGCUGUGCUGGUUUAAUUCGUCUGUCUGUUAGAUCUGGUGAACUGCUGCUCUGCUCCUUUCUGCUCCUCUGGUGGAUUAUAUGUUCAUGUUAGCGGAUUCAUGAUGAUGUAGGAGUUCUCCUUUUUACAUCAGCUUGAAUGUUAAACUUGACGUGCCGCAAAUUCAUUGUAUUCAAAGUUAACUUUGACAAAGAUUCAUAGUCACAAUUCCAGUUUAAAGUUGGCUAAAUCUGACAAUGUCGUAUGUCCUUUUUAUCUCUUAGGUCUCCCUUCCACUUGAAAUGUGAAGGUUUUUCUUAGAUGGUCAGAUUUGGUGAAUCUAUGUGAACAUUUAAACUAAGACAAUGUGAACAAUGUGAAUGACUUUCAGUGUUCCUGGAUAAGGUAUAAACUUAUUAAUCAGUCCUGCAAGAAGGGAAUACAUACUUUAUUUAUUCAAAUAAGGACAAAGUUAGUCAGGUGUUUCAUAUGUAAAUAAUUCAGCUUUGCUUUAGAAACAGACGGUGUUGUCCUGGUAAGUGUUUGCUGUGGUAGAUCCACGUUGAGUGAGCGGCCCAGAUCCAAUUCUUAUCCAGGGAGUUCAUCUGUAGUUAACAGAAAAUACACUGAAAGACCCCCAACAUAAUAAUAGCGAAAAAGUUUAUUCAUAUUCUCUUUUGAGCUACAUAUAAUUUACAUUUAUUGUGAAGCUUUACAUCAAGGACUUAAAUCGUGGAGCAGACAAAUGAGUCAAAUCAAAGCUGCAUUGUUAGUCAUAUAAGGGGUCGAAUCUUCAUUUGACUUCUUGACAUCGACUAUCAGCUACUCCGCUGCAGCUUUUUCACAUGCUGGUCUACUCUUUCAUUUACGCACCAUUUUAACCGUAUAUGGUUGACAUCUAAACUAAUGAGUGAUCUGCACUUGCUCGUUACCCCACAUGAGACAGAAAUGUCUGUUUUUCUGUCUGAAAAAUGCAACGACUACAGAGUGACAUCUUACUGUAAAUAUGAACCUUUAAAACUGCUGUUUUGAUUAAGUUGAUGUUGAUGUUAGUGUUUGCCCUCUUGGUUUUCUUACAUCUUAAGUAACAAGCUUCCCUACAGAAGGCUUACCUGUCAUGACAACAAGAUCGUGCAAGUGAAACUGCUCUCAAUCAUAUUCAGGGUACUCAAGGGGUCUUAAAAAGUCAAAAACCAAUUAUUUGAAUGUGAGGCCUUAAAAUGUCAAAAAUUCUCUUAAAAUCUUAUGUAAAUAGGAUUUUGAAAGGUCUUAAAAAUGCAUUAACUCUACUUAGAAAUAAAUGACAUGCCAUAGAAAUAAAGAUUGAUUUGAAGUCAUGUAAAAUAUUCCUGUUUCCCUUCACGUCCUUCAUACUUUUUUCAUACUUAAAUGUUUAUGGAUGUAAAGUGUGUCUUAAAUUCUAUUCAUGGUCUUUAUAGUCUUAAAAAGUCUGACAAAGUCCGACAUUAGACUUUUUUAAACCUGAAGAGACCCUGACAUUCCUCUCUAGCGUUUUUGUAGACGUGAAUCUGUCUGCUUUUCCUCUUCAGCUUGAGAAAGCACAAGUCCCUUUUACACCUCUGAAUAGUUUUUCUCCCCAGAAGCUCUCAAAAAGCCAAGAUGCUUUAUAAUAACUUUUUCUUUAGAAAGUUUAGUCUGAACUUUUAGGUAAAAUUCUUUUGAAAACUUGUGACUCAUAGAAAAUUUCUAAACAUUUUGUGAUGGGAAGCAGCUCUUUAGAUGGAGAAGCUCUGUGAAUACAGCCCAUACAAGUCUUGACUAAAAGUUGAAGAGAAGUUAGAAGAGGAUUGUCUGAAUAUUUAUGAAAACAGGCUUUGGAGUUAACUUUGAAGGUUGCCGCUGUUCAGUGUCCCAGCAUCAGAUUUAAUCAGAUAUCGGAAUAGUGAGAAUUCUGAAGUCCCUGCAGCUCAAACUAGAAUACUACCACUGGAGUGUCGCCAACUCUGUUACUACUUUAAAAAAACAUGUGUUGGAGAAAAAUUAUUUAAAUAUGUUUACUUACAUGAAAACUACUUUAGAUUGGUACAAGUCUGAUCCUCAGCUGACACUCCUGUAUAAAGGUUUUAUACCGUUAUCUGUCAUUACUGUUUAUACCAAAGUCAGUCUGACACAUUGCCAACACCAUUAUUUAAAAGAAGAGAAAGUAAUUAGUCAUUGCAGAAGCUCCUGUCAUUUGUGAAUUAAUCUGAUACCACAAGUGCUGAUGUUUACUGCAGGGAGCAGGUCAGAAAAUGCCAAAAUACAACAACAAAAAAAUGUGGCUGCGUUCUUUUUUUGUUUUUUAUUUUUCCAAACCUUGUUGCUUUGUCUGCAGUCUGUCAAACAGCUGUCACAUUUGUGUGAGUGUGCAUGUAUGCAUAUGUAAAUUUCCAACCCCUCCUCUGGUGGCAGCCCAUGCUAUCUUCUUUUCCAGAGAUGGAGAAAGAAAUGUUAGCACCUGACAGCUAAAGUGUUUUGUUUCUUGGCAGAACAUAUAAUUAUUCAAAUGAGUGCAUUCAAAAGCAACACAUUAGCUAAAAUUAAUUAGUCGCUUGCAUAUUUUAGCAUCAUUAUUCCCGGGGAAACCAGCGAGCUUGCUGCUAAAUGUCAAUUGGAAUAAAAUGGAAUGAAGGAUGGAAGGAACGAAUUCUCCUUCUAAACUCUGAUGUGGAUUCAAUGUAUUGAAUCUUACACCAAGGCCUGUAUAUAUACACACACAGCAUUUCCUGUACUGAAUAGGCGAUAUAGUGCUACUGCAAAGAAAUCUCCAUAUAUAUGAUGGAGGAAAUCAUGACACGAAUAUAAAAAUGACACUGACAGCAGCCGUACAUUAUUUUCCACAAACAUGUUGUCUCUGGAUAACAAAGAUACAAAGUGAUAUUGUUAAUCAGCAGUAUGCAUCCAUGUAAACACACUUUUGUUUGACUUUUUUGACUCUAAACACUCAAGAGCUGACUGAAUAAUACCCCACUUGUGUAUAUUUUUAUUCUUGAAAGGCAGGUACCUACUUAUUAGUCAAUAGAACACCAGGUAGACUGUCGAAUGACUUAAUCAAAUAGACUAGGAGUGUGGGGACACCUGCAGAUUGCUAAACUCAACCUGUUAAACAUGUAUUUAUUUUCCAAAUAAUUAUGUCCCUUCCUGACACAAACACGCACCCACACACACACAUCUACAUACGACUCGUCACUAAACCAAUUAGGCGAGCUCACUUUAGGUGUCUGUGCUUCUCAGAGACUGUUAGACAGACGCUGAUUUACAUUUUUAUGCGCAAAAGCACUUGCACUUUACUUUAUCUCUUCAGUUCAUUUCCCUAGGGGAAACAAACUGCCACACAUACCAGCCAGUGAAUAUGUCAGUGUGUUUUAUUAAGCAACACAUCUGUCGCUAUUAAUUGGCGUCGUGCAUAUUUUACUGGUUUAUUUUGGGAACCGUGCAUCUGUAAAACCAAGGAAGUGGCUGGAAUUGUCAGCCUAAGUGUGCCAGUUUCACUCGUCCGGCUCUGCUCUGAGAUGGACAAAUGAAGUCAGGCUCAUAAAAAACACUCACUGUCCCCUCCAUGUGUGUGUGUCUGCAUUUUUAAGUUUUCGAAUAGCUGAAUAGAUUUGCUAUCGUGUGAAUUUAAUGUAUACAGACAGUACAAGUUUGGAGUUUUUCAGAGACCCAGAGGUGUCAACCAAAACCUUCGAGGCCCUUUUGGUUCAAGAGUCUUUGCAGGAGAAGAAGUGAAAUUUUCAUCAACUAAAACAAUAAUUACAAAGAUAUCUCUUCAUCAUCAUUACUAUCUAAGCCAUUAUCAGUACAACAUUUUUUUAGCACCAAACUAGCAAGUGCAGAGCAACUCACAAAAAGCUGAAUCUAAAACUGUCACAAAAAUAUCGUCGGGUUAUUCAGUCCACCACUGAGGACCACAGAGGAGUAGAGUUUAGCCCAGUGUGUAGGGCUUAUGGCAGAGCUGGGUCUCCAGGGACUGUAGCUUAAAAGUGGUAAGGAAUUCAUUCAAGGAUUCCAGGUAGCAGGGGCUAUCUUUUUGCUCUUAUGUAAGUAAGGGGGAGGGUUUUUGAUGUGAGUGGCAAAUGGGAGUGAAUUACAGAGUGACAUGUUUUGUUGGUUGACGGCUAAUCUGUAUAUCGUGCGUUCAUUUGAUUUUCAAAAUAAAAUGAAAAAAUGAAAAAAAACAAGAAAAACAUUGUUUUCUAAAUAUUUGUCUCCUAUAACAGCUCGUUUUCCGAUUGCUGUUCUCUAAAAUGAAAAUGAAAUAAAAUGGAUAACGGCUUGACACACCACCCUCAUUUGUGUGUCUUGAUACGUCUCGUUUUCUCCCGUGUUUUGGGCACAGAACCUUCUGACGGACGAUGGACAUUUCAGAACACCUUGGCGCUCCUGCCUCCUGCCGCCUGGUGGAAAUCUCUGCAUGAGUUUUGCCAUCCUAAAAAAAGUGCUAGAUGAGCUCUGAAUAAUUCUCAAGUCCAGCCAUAAUGCCAAAGCCCAUUUCUUGAUCACUUCUGGGUCACAAAACUUUCUCCAGACGAAAAAAUCUAAAUCAGAUAAAACUGUCGUUAUCCAUUUAUCCCAUUUUCAUUUAAGCUGAAGAAAAUUGAAAUCAGAAAACGAGCUGUUAUCUGUUUUUUCAUUUUUGUUUUAGAGACGAAUAUUUAGAAAACAACUGCUUUUCUCAUUUUUCAUCUUUGGUUUUAUGUUGAAAAUCAAACGAGUUAUACAUGAAUUGAAGGCUAUUGGUGCCGCUGCAUUAUGGAUUAUAUGCAACGUUUUGAAAGUGCACGCUGGGAGACCUGCCAGCAAGGAGUCGCAGUAGUUAAUGCUGCAUAUUAUGAGAACCUUAACCAGGAGCUGUGUUGAAUGCUCUAUCAGGAGGAGACUGAUCCUCCUGAGGUUUUACAGGGCAGAUCAGCACAACCUUAAAGGUUAGCUGGUCAUCAAUCAUGGCACCCAGAUUCCUGGGCAGGUUUGUUGGGCUUGAAUGUAAUUGAUCCAAGCUAGUUAUUGAACUAUCUAUCUAUGGCUGGGAUGACAAGAAAGUCAGUCUUUGACAGGUUGAGAUGAAGGUGCCUUUCUCUUCAUUUAAUUAGAAAUGUCAGCAAGGCAUGAUGGGAUUUGAGCUGAGACACUGUGUUGCAAAAUAAGAUGAGAUAAAUCCAACAGUGGGGAAAUUUGCUGUGGUGAGAAUGACAGGUGGAGCUGGGUAUCAUCUACUGAGCUGUAAAAUAAGAAGCUUUAUUGGCUUAUUAAAAGGAAGAAUAGGAAUAGAAGAAGAGGGGACUAAGCACUGGCCCCUGAGGUACCCCUGUUUUUUAAACCACGUGGUUUGUAUAUUCUUACUUGCUCUCUCUGUUGUUCUGAUAUCUUCCCCCUUUUUUGGUGACAUGUCUAAAAUGAUUUACCUUAAUUGUUAUUUUUAUUUGUCCCACCUUGACUAGUUUCUUUAUAUUUACACACUGUUAGAAAGGCAACAUCCAGUCAUUUUCUUGAAGCUCAUUUUAUGAAAAAAAACUUUGAACAUCCCUUUCUGUUUGUUGCCCAGUUUUUACAACUGAAGUACAUACAUGCCUCCUUUCGCACUCUUGUGCUGUAUGCAAUCUACAACUUUUAUCAUAAAUGCAACUCUCAAUUUUAGGUAUUAAUUCAAAAAAUAGCCUCAAAUUGUGUUAGAUUUACUUGAAAAUAUUCAUAAUAUGUUCUCUUUUUCAGGUUUUUAAGGAUCUUAAGCUGUUCAUGGAGAACAAGCAGGCUGGGGACGACCUCUUUGACCGCCUUAAUGUGAGUAUCUUACUAAGUUCAUUUUUUUUCUUCUGUAAUUCUGACAUGUCUCCAUUCUUGCAAGCUGCCAAGGAUGUUCAAAUUCAAACCUUUUCUAAGACAUGGCCAGAUGAAGCGUUGCAUUUCUUUGUUAAAAGCAAGAAUUUGUCCAAGGUUAUGUAAAAUGUGUGAGCAACUCCCCCGAGGUGUGCAAUAUAUGUAGAGAAGGCAGAGACAGAUUGUGAAAGGAAAAAGAAUUUCUUUUUAUUUUUUUUGUAGAGACAGAAGGCUGAAGCAAAGGAAAAAUCAGGGACCAUGUAAGGUAUAGUUGAUGAGACUGGAUGAGGAUGAGCUAUUGGUGUGGAGAGAUGAAAGGAGUAAAGAGAGGAAAUAGGAGGUGAGAAGAGGGGGAGGUAUAUUGGAAGCUGGGACACUGAAAGCGACGAGGGAGUUUCAAAAGAGAGAAAAGGAUAGACUGAGGCAGAUAAAAAUGAAACUGGGCCUCUGAAAAUUGAAAGUGAACAUAGUGGGUAGAUGAAUUUCCACGUGUAAAAAAUCUAGUGUCCUCUCUACCUCUCCGUCUAUCUGCAGACAGCAGGGCCACACAGAAUAGCACAUUUGUUCACACGUUUGUCCACUGCAGAGAGACAUGCAUGAGGCUUCUCUGAGUGAGCUCAGAUUUUAUGAAACAGGAUCAGCCUUAUUUGUUUAUCUGAGGCUUUACCCCAGGCUGGCAGAUUGUAGGGAAGCUCUGAUCUGACUUCUUUCACCCUGGUGCUCAGCCUUUUGAAAUUUGGACUGAAUAACUACAAGCCAACACCACCACGGUUACCAGUGUUUGAUAACUAAUUCACCGUGUUUGUCACACAGUAUGACAGAGACAUGGAUCAGUAUUUAUGAAAAAGAUGACAUCUGCCAUGACUUUGAUGUUCCUGAAUAAAUAAUAAUAAUACAACUGAAUAAAUUAAAUGUUGGUAUCAGAGUUGUAUGAGAAAGAGCAGCAGCAGCUUUCAAAAUAAACAUGCAUUACAAGUUCAUGAAUAAACAUUCAAAAUUGUGACAAAAUGAUGGUGAGCUAUUUGAAACUUUCCCAUAAUCAAAUUCAUAAAGGACUCAUACUGAAUUGACAUUUAGUACAAGUCUUCUGUUAAAGCAAAGUUUCAGUUUUCCUGUGACAUUAUGUAAGUGUACCACCACCCUUCAAUGCAGUAACUUUGCUGGUGUUUCAAAUGGCCAUUGACUUGUUAGUGUAGCACAGCCAUAAUUCAUCCAUGUUAGCAGCAAAAGAAAAAAAGGGAAAGGGGCUGCUGUUCUCCAACUGUGAUGAAGAACUUAUCAUUUUUGAGAAUUUUUUUUUCUGGACAGUCUUCAAAUAAUGAGCUUGUGCAUUUAAAAAAGUAAGAGUGAGUGGGAAGAUUCUACUGUAAAUAGUGGAUGACAAGAGACAUGAGAUGACAGACAAUUGAAUUUCCCUUUGGGAUCUAGAAAGUUCUUCUUGUUCUUCAACUUUUACUUCUUCUACUUCUAUUUCUUUAACUUCUUCUUCUACUUGUACUUCUACUACUUAUAUUUCUUCUUCUACUUGUACUACUACUUCUUCUACUUCUAUUUCUUCUUGUACUUGUACUUCUACUACUACUUCUUCUACUUCUAUUUCUUCUUCUACUUGUACUUCUACUACUACUUCUUCUACUUCUAUUUCUUCUUCUACUUGUACUUCUACUACUACUUUUUCUACUUCUUUCUUCUUCUUUUACUGCUACUUCUUUUUCUUCUUUUACUUUUACUUCUUCUACUUCUACUCUUACUUCUCCUACUUCUUCUUCUACUUCUAUUUUUACUUCUUUUCGACAUCUACUUCUUCUACUUCUACUUCUUCCUUUAAUUCUACUUUUUCUUCUUCUUCUUACCUGUAUUUUUGCUUGUUGCUUGUUGAUCAGCUCUUACUCUGAUUCUGUUUAAGCCCACAAUUUUUAUUACUGAUUAAUUCUUGAUUCUGAUUGAAUUAAUGUUGAGGAGUAAAAAUAUGUAGAGUAUUUCAAGUGUAAAUAUUACCCGUCCUUAUCCAUGGGAGAUGUAGGCUUUUGUUGUUGAACUUCCAGCUGUUUCAAGGUUUUUUAUGAAAUAAAUGUAACUCUUCCUUUAAAGGACAGGUCAACGAGACACAUUAUAAACCAGAAAUCUUUGAAGUUGAAGUCGUAGAUAAGAAUCUUCAUACUCCAAGUGAUGUGAUGUUAACACUGUGUUCGACUUGAGUGUGUGGAGACGUCUCUAAAGCUGCCUGAGUUCAGCUGUUCAGCAAAUACAGUGCCUUUCCUCAUAUUCUUGGUACUUUGAACGAAAUGAUUCCACAUAUCUGACAUUCUUUUGCCUUCAUUUGAAAUAUCUUUGCCCCAUGUGUAACACUUUGCUGUAUCAUCAUCUUUUCUUAGUGAAGCUAAGCCAAACUUUGAGUCAAACCUCUUCUCACAAGCUGGUUGACAAACUUCAUCACAAACUGUAUGAUAUUCUGCAGCACAGCAGGUCCUUUGAGAUACAAGGUACACAACCUCUAUGAUGCCAAAAUGUCACUGAAGUUUAAUCCUAAAAAGAUUUACAAUGCUGUCAGGAAUCAAAAAGACUAAAAUUCACAUGCCUUAUCAAAUCCACUCAUCUCAGAAAAUGUACAGCCUGUUCCAGGUUUGAACUUGGCGUGGCGCAUGCAAGAGAAGGAGGAGGAAUACUGGUUGCUGUUUCCUUGUUCGUACCAUAACAACAUAUACAGUACAAGGUCAUUUCUACAAAAUACAAACUACAGCUGUGUAAUGAAUAGAUCAAAUGGAUGAAUCAGCGUUCAGGGUCCUGUAAGAGUCAAAGAAAAAGAAAAAAAAAUCGCAACUUGAGUAUAUCGUGGGGAAAAAAAAAACCAAAAAAAAAACUGAUUUUAAUUUUAUCCCGUAUUUCUCAGCCCUAAUGCAACAACAGCAGGACAAAACAAUAUACAGGAAGCAGAGACCAGACAGGAAAGAGUGCUUCACAGAGAAAUGCUGCACAGUAUGAUUAUCCCCUACUCAUGGUGAACGCUCUUGGUCAUCAUCUGCUGCAUUAACACAAUAACUCACUCAGAUUUCACGUGCAUGUGCAGUGUGAUAAAGAGAGAAAGUGUGUUAGUACAAGUUGCAGACACAUGUAGUAUAAGUGAUGCACAUAAAAAGCUCAAGGAGAAACAGCCACGUGUUGGAGUAUGAGGACUGACAGGGAGGAAUAGGAUGAAGCAGGACAGGAGAGCAGUGAGAGAGUGAGAUGAGGAGAUAGAGCAAUUGAAGGAUGGAGUGCAGGGCCUCUGCUCUCUGCCCUCCACUGUGUCAGGAAAUGUCAGGGAGUGUUGGAGGUGGAAUGGUAAUGGCUGCUGUGGGCAAGCCUGAUUGACACACAGAAAGGCCAGGCCACCAAGAGAGCAGAGUGGGGGAGUGGGGGAGUAGAGUAGUCGACAGAGUUGUGGGAAAGUGACAGCUGGUCUAGGUGAGGGGAAGUUGGAGGGGAGAGGAGGAAAGUGGCUGGAAAAAUGUAGGAGGUGAAAGAGAGGUAGUGGGAUGUCAUGGUGAUAUGAAGAGCUGGAGGAAGAAGGAUGAAAGUGAAGGUGCUCUCAUCUCUGCCUGAGUUUUCUGAAAGAGAAGAUGGUUGGACAUGGAUAAAAUGUUAACUAAACAAAAAAGGAGAUUGAGGGGAGAGAGAUUUAAGCAACUUGCUGCGAAGUUCAGUCACCAAAAUAAGUGAUUGUUUGAAGCUGAUCUUGUUUGAUUGGUGAGCAUGGUUUAGAGUUGCAGAGCGACUUUUUUGUUUUGUUCAGAGUGGUUCGAAUCUUUUCUUCUCUUAUUAAGUUGUCUCACAUCUGUCAUUAACAGCAAUGUACACAAUGUUCAAUGGUGUCAGUUCACACCUGUGUAUGCUGUGAACCUUUGACAGAGAAAGGAGUCAAAAUUAUACAGAGAGAAACAAAACACACCUGAGGAUAGCCCGAGGGAAUCAAAGUGUGAAACUCAGGUGUCAGCACAACAAGUGUCAGAAGUAGAAGUGUAUGUGACGUGUAAAUGUGAAGUGUAUGUGACAAGAUCCCAUAACUUUUACAAAGAGUAAUUUACAGAUGUUACGCAACCAGUCAAAGACAUACCUAAAGAAUAGGGAAUAAUUUUGCUACGCCUGUACAGGGUGGUGUUGGUGGUGGUGGUGUUGGAGGAGGAGGCGGGGUUGAAAACAUGGAAAUGCAUUAUCCUAUUUGUAUGCUAAUAAGGUGUCUUAGGAUUCAAAUGGCAAGUAUUAUGCACUCCCUAUAUGAAACACAUUAUUUUGUUUAUGUUGUGUUUUGUUGUCUACAACCCUUAUUUCUGAAAAGAGGGAACAUUGUAUACGACGUUGGUAAGAGGAGAAUUUAAAGGUUUGCAAAAAUUGUGGAAAAAAGUGGGGGGAAAAUUCUGACAAAAUAUCUGAUGUUGAAGCUGGCUGCUUGUCUCUUUUUCUAACAUAUAGGCUCUUUUUAAAGUUUAUGUCAGCAAUUAGUUUAAGAAAGCUGAACACUGAAAAAGAGCUGGUUUCAGGAAAUGAAGAAAAAUCCUGGAAAUACAGAGAGCUUUUUGGCUUCAAAUCCGUAUACAGGCGGUAGGCGGAACCAAGUUGUCCAUAGUAUAUACGGUCUAUGGACUUAACAGAGAAGCUGAGUCUCUCUGAGGUAAAGAGUAAAUAGUUUAACAAUAUCAGAAUGAUGUUUAUCUGCGUAAAAGUACGAAGAAUCUGUUGAUUUUAAUAUGUUUAGAACAAAAUAAUCAGUCCACAACUCAGUGCCAGAUGGCCUUGAUCUUUGAGCCCUCAGGCAGCACUGCAUUAAAAAUGUACAUGACUCUGUAGUGGAAACCAGUGCGUGACUAAUCAAACUCGGAAACAAUUUUUUGGAAAUUAUGGACCACAUAUCCUCGACUUUGCAUAGUAGAGGGACCACCUGGCUUGUUUUCAGCACACAGUUUUUUGGCCAGAAUCCAUGAUGGUAUGAGGAUGCUUGAGACCCUCUGACAUCAUGGGUAAUUCACAACAGGGAGGGCUCCAUUAAUACCAAAUAAUAUACAGGGGUUAGGGCUGGGCGAUAUGGAAAAAAGUUUAUCACAAUAUAUUUUCAUCAUAUCAGUCGAUAUCGAUUUAUAUUACAAUAUAAAAAAUGAAAUUUAACAGUGCUUAUUGGUAGCGUGUCUUUUGCAAUACAAUUAGCUACUGCAUCUGUGAGGUCUUUGUGUCUCUUCAACGUUUUGUUGUAAGGCGUUGCGCUAAAGAAAGCGGACUGAAUGGUCGGCUGUUUCGGCUGCACAGGCACCAUGGGCUUUUUACUCGGGGGGUUUGCAACCUUUUGCAUUGUGCGUGCUCUGCCGCGUGACUCUGCUUCAGGUGGUGAAAAAGAUUUGAGGUAUUCCCUGACUUUGCGACAACAUCUGCAUUUCUGCCGAGGGUAGCACUCAUUUUCUUUUUUUCUCACUGACAUUCUGUCGGCUUCACAUAUUAAAGUGCUAUGGUUGCGUGUAGCUGCAGCCUGCUACUACGCAGUUGUUUGCUACUUGAUUCUAAUUCAGCACAUGAUUGGUUCAGCGUGAAGUUGACCUGGAGCAACUCCCUUUUCAUAGGCUAUUCUUAUACCCUACCAAAACAUGACAGAAUGCAGACUAUCGACAAUGUUUUAUAUUGAUAUUGAGGGAAAUUAAUUUUCGAUAUAUAUCGUUAUCGUUUUAUUUUUUUUGUUUUUUGUUGUUUGUUUUUUUGUUUGUUUGUUUUUUCCUCCUGUUUUUUGUUGUUGUUGUUGUUGUUGUUGCUUUUCUGUCUGAGGACAACUGGUGGAAAUUAGCCUUAGUUAACUCCGGCUGGUUUACAAUGAGAAUAGACAUACAUAUUUCUUGUAUCAUGUCUUCUUCUCCUUGUCCAUGAACUGGUACUGUCCUGUCUAAAUAAAUGAAUAAAUAAAUAAAUAAAUAAAUCCAGGUAAUGUCUCUCCAAUGGAGAGUUGACAUGUUUCUGCAAAGCAGUUUCAAACCAGUUUGAUUUGUAAAUGCUCUGCCAUGCCGAUGGUGUUUUAGAAAAGGCUUUCCUUUCCCGCACCAUGCACAAAAACUCAGCAAACACGGAUCAACUUGAAUCCUAAGCGUCAGAUCUGGGCUGAAAACGCCAGCAUCUAUCAGGCUUGUCAGGUAGUUUCCUCUACAAACUGCACAUCAUUACAGAAACAGUGCACACAGUGAAGGCUGUUUCAGGUUAACCGUAACCUAAAGGGGAUUUCUUUUAGUACCUCUAGUUCAAAUAUGUUGAGUUAUUUCCUCCAGGGAAGUGUAUUCCCUAUGAGCAGCUUUUAUUUUGGCACAUAUCAUUAGUUUGCUUUUCCUCUAUUGUUUCUCUUCCACCAGCUGCUUGACAGGAGUUCUUCUUCUCUUACAGGGAACUGAUGCAGAGAGCAGGAUAAAUUGAACAGAGAGAGAGAAAUGAAAAGCAGGUCAUCAUUGCUAGUUUAGAAUCUCAACAGUCAAUAUUUCACCACAAAUUGGUUGGCAGUAUGUUAAUGAGAAAGUGCAGUACUCUGCAUUCUACAUUAUAGAAAGCAAAUAAGAACGACAGUAAUGAUACGCUAUAAUAAUGCCUCUAGAGAUGACAGGCAUGACACAAACAAACACACACAUUUGUGCACGAGGAACACAUGAAGUCAGGGGAGCUGGGAGUGUGGGAGAAAUGAUACCUGCCCCUUGGAUUUACAGGAACCAUCAUUAGCAUUGCAGGGGCAGAAGUAGCAGGCUCAUUAGUAAGGCAGGCACGACGGCGACUGUGCAUUUAUAAGGUUGAGUGUACCUGUGUUCCCUCCAGCACAUGAAUACAUGGGCGUGUAUACACAGAAAGCUUCCUCUUGCUUCCUGAUAGUGGGUUGCUGCAGUGAGACACACAUAUACAUACACGCAUACGUAUUUUGGGCAACUCUGUGGCUCCAGACACCCUGUUCCUGACCCUGCCCUGAUUAAAGUGACCACAGUAUUGUUGCGAUCUUCAUUUGAAUUAUUCCUGCGGCCGGCCGGAGCUGUGAACUCGCUGCACCGGCAGGCUGAUCAGGAUAUUCUUUCCUCGUGCUUUCAUCUGUGUUUAGAAAUGUGUGUGUUAUCUAUUUCUCCAGGUCCACAUGUUUGCACUCCAUAUCAGUGUGUAUUCAGGGAGCCUCAUGUUUAUUUAGCCUUCACACCAGCCCUGUUAACACUGUUAACUCUGUUUCAGCCCCCUUAGCCUCUGCUGCAGCCGUUUGACAGAAGCUAAUGGUCACCUCACCACAGACUACGCUCUAACUUGUCAUAAUACCUGCAGAAAUGUCCGGGGAAUACUCCUAAGAUCAUUUUUAACUGUUUUUUCUUUUUUUUGUUGAAGAUGAUGAUCAUGAAUUUAAAGAUGGAAUUUCAUGUGUUUUUAUUUAUUAUGGUAAAAUACAGAUGCCUUAAAUAUCAAUGUGGUGUGAUACCAUAGUGCCAUCUAGUGGUAGAGUUUGCAUACAACUGCUGUCAUGCUUCCUCAACGACUGCAUUUGUUCAAGAGCACUCUGAUGAGAGUGUGUUGUUCUUUGUCUCUCUGUUUCCCAUCUCUCACCACAGACAACUAUGCUGAACAAGCACCUGAGCUCCCUAAUGCCAGGUCUGACUGCCAAGGUCUUCAGGACAUACAACGCCUCCAUCACUUUACAGCAGCAGCUCAAAGAGCUCACCAACAGUAAGCCCAGAAUCACUGCUGUUUUAACACUACACAGCUUUUAAAUUCUGUGAGGGAUUUCCACAGGUUGAGAAACGGACUGAAUCUGAUAGUGAUCUCUCUUUAUGUCCUUCAGAAGCACGUCAGCUCUGAGCUUAAACAUUUCCCUGGAGUAACUUUUAAAGCUGAAAAUUUGGUGAGGAUGUGGCGGUCAGGUCAGAUGAUUGACAGCAGGCUGAAAAAAAAAAACUGCCUCUUUUAACCUUUCUCACUGCAAAUACUCAAAGUGAGUGAUAGAUAUCAUCAUUCAAACAUCAACACUGUUUUUAUUUGUUCCGGAAAAUCUAUUAGAGGUAUAUCUUUGCCCACACAGAGUUCCAGUGUCAACACAAACCCAAAGUUCCUCAGACCAGUAUGGAACAGCAGCGACGAACCAAGUUAACAAGAAUUUAGAAGAGACAAAUCUGAAACACAACAGACAACUUAAAGCGCAGCAAAAACAACAAUGUUAAUAUAAAGAAAGCCAUAAAUUAGGACUGAGUCAUACUGCUCCAAUUUUCAAUUAUGUUCUACAGGAUACACAAGGAAAUCUUUCCAAAGGAAGAACUAGACUCUGCAGGCUGAAGGAGAGGGGAGUUUUUUCUUUUAUUUUGUGAGCUUGUGGCUUUAUUGACAGCUUCAGAGAGCAGGAAAGAGAGGAUGACACACAUUAGACGCAAGGGAUUGAGAACUAAUCCUAUAACCAGUGUGAUGAGGACUAUGUACAUUUGGGUGGCCAUAUUCUGACUUUCCAAAAAGAGGACACAACUACGCAGGGGCGGAGUCCCGGAGUCCCACAAAGUUAAUUUUGAAAUUUUUUCGGGUCGGAUUGAGUGUCUUUUAUGUGCUUCUAACUCAGUAAGUCCAUGUGACACAAAACCUACGUACAAAACUACAGACAUUUGAAGGAUUUUAUAAACCUACCCAGACAAAGCCGGACAAGUCUGGACAGCCCCCAGAAACAAGGACAUGUCCGGGUAAAAGAGGAUGUAUGGUCACCCUAGUGUACAUAGAGAAAGGAGAAACACUUGGUAUCAACAGAUUUUCAGGACACUCUGAAUCGGAGGAAACCAGCAGCUCAUUUGCUGCUGCAGUCUGUACCACCAGGUGGUCUCUGCCUUACUAAAUGCAGCUGUUUCACUCACGUUCUUCAAUAUUCAAAUGUCCAAUCGGAAAACAAGAAAAGCGGAAAGGGAAUACGCUUUUGGUUCUCUAUUUAUUCUCAUUUAUUUGUGUAUUUGUUCAUUUUGCAUAAUGACCAAACCCAUGCUCUUCAAGGUACAUUAACUUCAUCAAAAAUACAGUGUUAGUUUUUGAAGAGCUGAAAUAACAAACUUUAUAGACGUGAUUGUAUCUGUGGGAUAAUCUCAGUUAUUCUGUGCUUUAGUUUGUCAAACUGAGAUGCAACAACAUCAAACUUUACAAUAUAUAAAAGUGACUUGGAGAUUAUCAACCAGAACAGCUGAUCAGUGCCCUGCAGGCAGAGGAACAUUUAUGCGUCAUGUCCAAGAACGGUGCCAAACUGAAAAGACUGUCUGACAGCAAACUAGGCUACUGAAAAAUUCCCAAACAGAGCACCAUGAGUAGAGCUUUUGUUAGAGUUCAAGAUGAGCUGAAUUGACCCCGUCUGAGCUUCAGUUCCAGUUCUCCAACUGAUUUCUAAAUACAAGGGGCGAACACACUAACUAUUGACAAGGACCCCCAACAGCCCCACUCCAAAAGAUCCAAAAUACCCCUCUUCGAGUACUGGAUCACAGCCCUCACCAUAGACGGGUAGUCACUUUAAUACUGUAGCAUUUGGUCUCUCAGGCUCUUCUGAUUGUCUUAUUACCUGCUACCUGUGUGACAGAAGUCCAUGAUAGAAAUGCCACACUUUUGACAAUUGCUAUUUUUAACUGGUUUGAUACUAUGAUGCCCUGACAUCAGCCAGCCUCUCCAGCCGUGGCAGGAGUGUAUUAUCACUGCAACCAGAGGCCCGCGUCUCCACCUCUUAUCAGAGCCCCAUUGGCUGCCUCCGCCACACUUUCUCAUUUAGAGAUAGAGGUGUCACACACCCUUCUCAUUUCUGAAUUGCCACUAAGAGCCGGCUGACAGGUUGGCUUCUGAUUUUGGCUUUUGUUGUGUGGGACUCAGGAGAAACGGAUGAAGCUCAAAAAGGAUGGACGGGCAUGAUUCUGGUCUUUUUGAGUUUCUGUGCUUAAGUGUGUGUUUGAUGGGAUGGUCCUUUCAAUUGAACUUUUUUGUCGCCCUCUGAAGACUCAGACAGUGUGGCAGAGAAAAUACUGGCCUACAACAGGGCCAACAGAGCGGUUGCUAUUCUCUGUAACCACCAGCGGGCGCCACCAAAGACCUUUGAUCAGUCCAUGGCUAACCUUCAGACCAAGGUAGGAACACCUGAACCUCAUUUAUUACCCAUUUACGUUUUCCUCACGGUGCCUAUGCAGAGAUGGUUGAUAUUUUGCAUCGUUAUAAGAGUUUUCUAACAUAAGAGGCUGUGGACUGAGCUUUUGCUGCAUAGUCAGUGAUAUUUUGAACCAUACAUGAAUGCCCGCUUUGUCCUUUUUCACUCCACUCAGAUUGAAGCUCGUAAAGAACAGCUGGCCCUAGCAAAGAAAGAGCUGAAACAGGCCAAAAAGGAGGCCAAGACUAAAGGCAGCUCCGACCCCAAGCUGCAGACGUAAGUGUAUGAAAGUGGUGCGCAAGAAAGCACGCUGUGGCAGUGAAAGAGUUAAUAUGACUGACAGCAGUUGUAAACAGCAAACAUCUCUUAAUCUCAAGACCAUAAUAUAUUGGCACCCUGCAUGUUUGAGUGCCUCCAGACAUCAGAAAUCACUGCUCUGCUGUGAAUAAUGAGCUGUGGGUUCAGAGUUUAGGACGUGUUAGAUCUAAAACUUAAAAUCCUGUUUGUUUGUUUGUUGUGGUGGUGGAGGCCUCCUGCUGUUCACUCACAGAAAUGAGCUUCCCUGCUGGCAAUUCUGUGUUUGCUACCACACAGUAAGAUGCACACAGAUAGACUCCUGCCUUUCUAUUUGUAUUCUCCUUAAUGUCUGAUAGAGGAGUUUGUUCACUAAAUAUUCAGACCUCAGGGACUGUUGUGUAAAUUUGAUCAAAAGCUAUCUGCAGAUAUUCUGCAGCAUAUCAGAUUUGGUUAUUCCUUUAAAAAAAAAGUAUGGUUAAGUAUUCAGGACAGUCACAUCAUUUAGUGGAUGCAUGGACUUUCUGUCUCACUCAAGUCUUUGAGGUCCAAUAAUUGCGAUUUUUUUUCUAGGGGGUGGCCUGUGCAAAAACAACAAGUGUGUCUACAACUGUGAAAAAAACAAAACAAAAACAUGCAUGUAGAGUGUAAUUUGUGGCUGGGAAGAUCGUGCAAAUAGAAAAAUUUCAGACAAUUUUACGCAACUUCUUCCACUCAAGCCGAUGAUUUCACCCAUUCUGACGUGAACAUUCCAUGCAAUACACACCCAUAAUAAUCUCAAAAUUGAUCAUGUUCAUUGAGCAGUGAGUGAUCAAAAACUAUAAUAGCUAUCAUAACAUGGAUCAAUACACCAAUAGAUGAGACCUGUGUCUACAUUUUAAAGUAUAAACGGAGUCUCUAGGUGAAAGCCGGAACAGCAGAAGUUUGAAAAACUCUAAAAAUCACUUGUCCCAUCGACAGGGUUCCUAUGCAAGUUUGAAAAGUUUGGAAAUAAAUUUGAUCAAUUUCCAGGUCUUAAAAAGUAUGGGAAAUGAAAAAUUAAGUAUGGAAAAAUAUUUAUUUUUCCAGACUUUACCACAGUUCUGAGAUAAUGUUUUCUAAAAUAGUAAAGAAGGUAUUUCCAAAAAUAGUUCUAAAAUGUAGGGUAUGGAAGAGAAUGGAAAUUCCAACUGUGUAGGAACCCUGCAUUGCCUUCAACCCAAAUUUGUCUAUAGCUUUUCAUGACUUACACUAUGUCACAAAGAAAUUGUAAAUAGUAAAGACAAGUAAUGGCUCACCGAUCCUGAUCAAACCACAUUUUGAUAUAUGAUUUGUUCCACUACUCUUCUUGCUGUAGGACCUGGAACAAAUCUAAAUUUGCCAAGGCUGGGACAGAGUUAUGUUUACUUUUCUGUUGCAUCUCCUCGACUUUACACUCUUCUUUGCAAAUCUUUGAUUUAUUACUGUCAUUUUGUAACUGAAGUGUUCCCGUCCUCCCCUUUUAUGCAGGACUUUAGCUGCCUAACAGUUUCAGCUUCAUUGAACAGUAUUAUUAGAUUUAUUUAUUUCAUCAAAUGCAAAAGGAAAACACUAAAAACAUCAUACCAGCAUUGUUUCAGCUAUACAGCUUUCUUAUUAUCUGAAUCUACUGUUCAAAUACUAAUAUCAGUUGACCAUUAUAAAAUGUGUCUGGUCCCAGUCAGGAUCUGAGUGAAGUUUGGCAUUUACUCACUGAGAUAAAGCAUGCUUCCUCUGAUACAGAUGUCUCUUUGGCAGCUAAUACUGCUCCAAAAGCCUGUCUAUCUCCAGCGUUCCUGAUGUCUUCAUGAAUGUCAGGGUUUUCUGGUGCUCCCCUGCACCAUCAGAGAUGUUGGCUUUUGAACUGCUCACCAGGAAUAAGCCACAGACCCCCUCUCUUCUUUGGCGAAGGGGAUGCAGCAUCUUUGAUUUCCAAAUAUAGUUUCAUCAUUUGGCUUUCCUAGGGUGACAAUAUGUCCUCUUUUACCUGGACAUGUCCUCUUUUUGGGAGGCUGUCCAGCACUGUCCGGGGGAGUUGAUAAAAUCCUUCAGAUGUCCGAGGUUUUGUAUGGAAGUUUUGAGUUUGUGUCGCGUUGACUUACUGAGAUGGAAGCACGUAAAAAACACUCGACCUGACCCGGAAAAAUCUACCAAGUGCGACUCCGUGCAGCCCAACAUUAAAGCCAUCCAGUAAUGGUUUUCAGCCCUUCAGACGUUUCCUCAGACUCUUUGAGUUUUUUGAUAUCGAGUACAUCAGUGGUUUUCAAGUCAAGUCCUCGAGGCUCACUGUCCUGUAUGUUUUGGAUGUUUUCCUGCUCCAACACACCUGAUUCAAAUGAUCAGCUCGUUAUUAAUCCAUUACAGAGCUUGAUAACGAGCUGAUCAUUUGAAUCAGGUGUGUUGGAGCAGGGAACCAUCCAAAACAUGCAGGACAGUGGGCCUCGAGGACUGGACUUGAGAACCACUGUUGUAGGUGAUGAUUUCUCAGAUUAUGGGGUGAAUUAACGUUAAAAACAAUCUUAAAUUGCUGAUCUUUUUAUCAGUAAAGUCAUUGAGAAUGAUAAAUCCCUCUUCUUUUAAGUUCAGAAAGACUUUUCUUCUCUCUGUAUCCCUAAUCAUUCAAUUAAUCUUUAGCUUUCCUGUCACAUCCUCGUGGAUUUCUGAGAUAUUCCACCAUAUUUUUUUUGUUAUUUCACACCUUUUUUACUCUGCUGUCACCACUGUUCUGACUUUUUCAACAUGUUGGCGGCAUCUGAUUCACGCUGAGCAAAUAAUUUUCCUAAAAGAAAGUAUUUCCCAGUGAUGAUUUAUAUUUUAAAUCAAAGUCACCAUUGAAGUGUUUUGAAAACUAUAUCCUAUUGUCCUAUCUUUUAGGGAUAGGCGGCAGUAGAUGUUUGUUUUCACCUAACUUAUACUGAAAUAUUUUUAACAAAGCUGCACCCAGACAAAAAAUGGGUCUUUCUCAUGUUAGGGAGAGAACAGUAGGUCUUAUUUUUGGCAGAAGUGUUUGACUCUACUGUACCUGCCUGCGUUUUGUGUCAGGCUGGUGGAGCGUAAGAAGGCAGCAGUGAAACGCUGCGAGGAGCAGCUGCUGAAGAUGGAGGUUCAGGCAACUGACAAAGAGGAAAACAAACAGAUUGCACUGGGUACCUCCAAGCUGAACUACUUGGACCCUCGCAUCACAGUGGCUUGGUGAGUGGAAAUUCACAUGGAGACCCUACUUUUUCCUGUUUGAAGGCACAGCACCACUUGUUUCAUACCUCCGAUUCUUAAAAAAAACAAUUUUGAGACCUUUUAAAAGGUGAACUUGUGUUUCAAACUGAAUAUUUAUUUUACAGUGUUAACUGAACAAACUUUUUUUUCCAUGCAUUCAGGUGUAAGAACAUGGGGGUACCUAUAGAAAAAGUCUACAGUAAGACCCAUAGGGACAAGUUUGCCUGGGCCAUCGACAUGACAGAAGCAGACUUUGAAUUCUGA